CUUUUGGCAAUGCAUAUUUUCCUUUUGAAUGAAUACAUUUCCCAAUGAAAUACAGCAAAGCGACAUUUUCUAAAUAAGUUGAGAAAACCCACUAACUUCAAUUACGCAAACAUCAGCACUGCUGUGUUAAAAUACUGUUUGCCUGCUCUUUGUCAGUUAGUUAAUAAAGAGGUAGCAAUGAGUAUAUUUGUUUACACGAACAACAAAUGCUCUGCUUCCCUCUAUGGGUUUCUUUCGUCCGAUGCAGAUUAUCUGGAUGCGUACGGGGAUUUUAGCACCGUCGGCUGGUUCUCCUCACGAGGGGAAGCCCGUCCAUAUUUGUUUAAAAGUCUCUUAGCAGUUAAUAAAGAUGCAUUUCCUCCGUAACCCCUUCCUGUGGGGACGGUAUCAAGGCUCUGCUAAGUCCCUUUGAUUUCACCUCCCCGCCAAUCAGCUGUGGACAUUGGCCACUCAUUGUGCCACUUCAAAGGCUGGGAAUGGGUCCUUAGGCCCCUCCUACUCCAGGACUCCCCUUAAAAGCGGAGGACACCCCUUCCUGCAGAUUCACAGACCUCACACCCUCCCCGUAUCUCCUUUGGACUAAGCGUUGAGAAGCUGCGGCCUCUACCUGUGGACCUUACUGGGAGCUCGUAGUGGAUGCAGAGCAUCAGGAGCUGCAGAGCCCGCUGACGAUUGGACAUUAAUUCUGCUCUGGAGGCCCCUGGUUCCUAAUCCCUUCCUGGAAUCCUCCUUUUCUGUGCUGACCAGAUCAUCUCUGAAAAAUGCAGCCCAUUCGCGAUCUGAAACCCAACUUCAGCAUCCCUUCCUCAUCCUCUGUGGCAGCGGGCCCAGACUCCUAUCACCAGGGAAACGUCAGGAUGACACUGGAUGACUCGUACCUGUGGAAGGCCUUCCAUGAGGUUGGGACAGAGAUGAUCAUUACCAAGCAGGGCAGGAGGAUGUUUCCGCACUGUAAAAUAAAUGUCUCUGGGCUGCUGCCCUACGCCAAGUACAUCAUGCUGGUGGACAUGGUUCCGAUCGACGCCUUCAGGCACAAGUGGAACAAGGACAAGUGGGAGGUGGCGGGGAAGGCGGAGCCACAGCCCCCCUGCAGGACCUACCUGCACCCCGAUUCGCCGGCCCCGGGGAGCCACUGGAUGAAGCAGUCAGUGUCCUUCCUGAAACUCAAGCUGACCAACAACACCCUGGACCAACAUGGCCAUAUCAUCCUGCACUCCAUGCACCGCUACCAGCCGCGCUUCCACAUCGUGCAGGCGGACGACCUGUUCAGCGUGCGCUGGAGCGUCUUCCAGACCUUCACCUUCCCCGAGACCUCCUUCACCGCCGUCACCGCCUACCAGAACACCAAGAUCACGAAGCUGAAGAUUGACCACAACCCCUUUGCCAAAGGUUUCAGAGAUGAGGGCACUAACACUAAAAGACGUGCACACAGAACUGAACCCUAUCCAGAGAAAAUGGCAAAGAAAAUGAACAAUAUGGACAAGGAGCAUGAGAGUCCUCCAGAUUUCCGCAGGUCGCCGUACAACGCCUACGAAGACGAGCACAUGGGGCACCCCAAGAGCAAGGACGGGGUUCCGGUUAAAGAGGAGCGCUACUCGCCCUGGGGUCCCGAGCAGGACCCGUCCCUCAACAUACGCACGGACUCGCCCCUGGGCGCCGACGCCCGGGACAUGUACAACUCAGAGCAGCUGGUGCCCACCCCAGCCAGCUACCAGCCCUACAGGAGUCACGAAUACGGAAAGUCGCCCUCUCCCUCCUCCAGCGCGGGCAGCAGUACUGGACGGCCCAGCUACGAGUCCAGGGUCCCCGAUGUGGCGACCGUCCCGGAGCACGACGCCCCGAAAUCCCACGCCCUGGAGAUGGGGCCCACCUCGUGCGCCCCACAGCUGCCACCUGGGCCCCAGGACUACCCGGGGGUCCUCAACAUGUCCAUGCCCCCCGCCAGCAAGCCAGGGGUCCUGGGACACCACCUGUACGCCCCCUACAGCACGGAACAGGCCCUCGGCCAGUGGGGCGGCCCCGCCCCUGGCCAGUACCCCCCUCCUCCUCCACACCACCUGCCCGCAGAGUACAGCACGCAAGCAGUGCAUCAUGGGUAUCACCACGGCAACGUGGCCGACUGGAGCCAGUACCCCCUUUUCUCCUACUCCUGCUGGUGAACGGCACCAGGCCAGCCUCAGACCAAGCAAUCCCACUGCUGCAGAGCGGGAGGCUGCUGUGGACUUGAGCAAGGCAGCGCCUGCCAGUGACUCCUUUACAUCGUGCUGCCAUGCAACCUCGCUUGCUUACUGACUGAGCCGCUCUUGUUUAGCCACACCUCGUAUAAGACGCUCUAGCCAGGGCUGGAGACUGGACCCCGGGCUGAAGGAGCAGCCAGCAUGCUGAGAUGCUUGAACAGCUCCCUCUACGGAGACGCUAACAGAUAUCUCACAGCUCAGUGUCAGUUUGUUGCCGUUCUGCUGUUUCGUAGACUACAUUUCCCAAAGGGCUCCGAAAUGAUGUCAUUGUGAAGCCCAUAUUCCAUCCUUUGGGAGACCUCCAAGUUGACAUAAAGAAACUCUUGUGUGUUUUUCAGAUGUUUAUUUAUUUUGUGAUUGCAAUUUAUUUCUCCCCUGCUGUUAAAUAUUAUUUUUGUAAAAACGUUUAGAAUCUUUGGUUGGUAUAAAGUGUUUUAUUGAAAUAGAAUUAUGAAAUGGCAAAUGAAAAAAAAUAAAUAAAUGAAAUGGCCGUGGGAAAGCCCAUUAAAAGGAGUUUUUGGUUUCAUUUUCAAAAAUGUUCCUGGUGCCGUUGUUGUGAAAUCUGCUGCAUUGAUAUAUAGCCAUUGUAAAAUAUUGGGGAGAGCAGCUAAAAUGCCUGUAUGUAUUGACAGUGCACUGCUGAACUUGUAUUUCUGAAACAUCAGGAAUGACUAAUGUGACUAAUGCACAGGUUAAACAUGUGCCCCAAAUUGGUGUACCUUCUGUUUGUAUGCUUCAUGUGCCAAAUAAACAAUGAAAAACAUAAAACAA
Molecule: messenger RNA, 3008 nt
Organism: Anguilla rostrata (American eel)
Lineage: Eukaryota; Metazoa; Chordata; Actinopteri; Anguilliformes; Anguillidae
Gene: tbx16
Product: T-box transcription factor 16
Exons: 9
Coding region: 762-2159 (465 amino acids)
Biological process (GO): heart morphogenesis; cell fate specification; pattern specification process
Cellular component (GO): nucleus
Molecular function (GO): DNA-binding transcription factor activity, RNA polymerase II-specific; RNA polymerase II cis-regulatory region sequence-specific DNA binding
Source: RefSeq, a predicted model, not a curated record